UACAAAUAUCAUCAAGAUCAUAUCGCAGAAUUGGAAGAACUGGAGCGUGAGUAUGCAUCGGAUGAUGGAAGAUCACUGCGAAGGCAUCUUGCGUUGUUGUUGAAAGACGACUGUUGCGCCGUUGGGAAUUCUCAGAUGCGUGUCUACGAUCCAUUCAACGCUAGAAAACAACGCGAUUUGAGAAUACAAAAAAUCAGUAUUUCGGCAAAACAAUCGCAGGAGGAACGGCAAAGACAAAAACUGAAAAGGAUUGCGAUCGAAAAACGAAGAAAACUGGAGAAAUGGUUGAGCAGUAAAGAGAACAAGAAAAAAGAUGCAAUGUUGGAGGAAAAAGUUCGUAAGAAGAAUCUCGAUGAAAAACGCAAAUAUUUGGCGCGAUUGGAACUGAAACGCAUUUGUGAGAAACGAGAACGAGAUAAAUUGGAAGAGUGUAGACGAGUGAAAACAGCUGAGAGAAAGCAG
Anisakis simplex (herring worm) is the source of this 462-nucleotide messenger RNA. Lineage: Eukaryota; Metazoa; Nematoda; Chromadorea; Rhabditida; Anisakidae. The record is from the annotation of a GenBank genome assembly.